UCACUCAGUAGGAAGCAUUUUUCUUGUUCGCGUCGCAAAAUUUGCAAAUAGAAGCAAAACUCGCGUCUUAACCGGGUCCGGACUUUCCCGACGGAACAGAACCAACCGUAAUCGAUCUGCGCGGCUAAAAUGAAUGUGUUGCAUCCCAAGCUAGGAUACAACUCGCUAACUGGUUGAGAUGAUUAAAAAAUGAAUGAAGGUGAUUCAGCGGGAGGGCAAAAAGGUCGUACCCUAGCCCUUCCUGCUGGGACUGACCAGAGAAUAUCGAACAUCAGCAGUGUAGGCCAUUUGCCCGUUGGGCCUGUGGUUGCUUCCCCACCAAUGUCCCGUUCGUCUGCCGAUGAAAGACAACAAUUUCAGCAGCUACAGCCAAUGCAGAGCACUGGAGGAUUAGUAAACAAACCACUUCAUCAACAACAAUCAUUCACCGGUAACGUUAAUCUGAUUCCAACGGCCGCUGGAAUCGUUUCGUACAAUCAACAACAGCAGCAGUUUGUUUCUGCAUCCGCUAGCAGUGGUGAAAACAUAUUACAUAGCCCAGUUAACAAUGUGAACAAUGACACAGGUCCUACCGUUAUUAUCAGAUCUGCAGUGGACAGAGAAGUGCGAACGCAAAAUUCAAUUGUUGGAACAAGUGGAAAUAGCAGCAGCAGCACCGGUAGUAGUGGAAGAAUAGUUCCCGGUGGAAACGUACACAGUGACAGCAGCUCAAAUAGUAGUGCUAACAGUGCAAGUGCCGGUGAUAUCUACGUACAAACUGCAAGUAGUAGUGGAACAGUAAGCGGGUCGGGUGUGGGUGCCGGUGCAGGACUGGUGGGAUUAGCUGGAUCCGUGUCACCAACCGGCCGAAAACGUCUAAAGUUAGAAAGUCCCCUCGCAGAAGUGGAGUAUGACAUUUCCGCAUUGAAGAAACAAAUUCUUGAACACAAGUAUAUGAGAUUACGGAGUAUUAAGGAAAAAUACUCUGAACAUGUAGCAGAACUGUUUUUUCUUCAAUCCGGUGGUACUAUGAUGGAAUAUCCUAUAUGGAGAAAGAAGCCUCAUACGCCAGCAUUUUUGAACUUUAUGCGAACCUAUAAACUAGAACCUUUAUCAUCAAAUCUGGAAGAAGCAGGAGAAAUACUAAAACAACAAUCAAAUCGUUCCCUUUCGUCGUCGGCGAGUGCAGGUGUCUCGAGCCUGCCCCAAGGGGCGGAAAUCAAAAUCACUGGUGUUGGGGCCACCCCGGUAGCGGUGUCGACUCAAUUACCGGCCGCAGUGGCUCAGCUAAGCCAGCAGGGUCACAUACCCGGCAGACCUCAAGGGGGUCGCCACGGGAUGGUCUUUGGCCAGAUAAGUGUACCGCCUGUGGUAGGAAGCUCCUCAGUACCUCUGGUGCCAGGCGGCACACCAAUCCUGCCGGAUCCGAUUGGCAUCGGAGCCAGCACGAGCAUCGAACGGAAGAAGCAUAGCUCGAUUAGUAGUAAUUCCGGCGGAGUAACGGCAUCGCCCGCGCUUGGAAUAUCUAUGUUGACUGGGGCUGCGUCCGGAUCGAAUGGAGCUGCAGCAUCCGGAAGUGGCAAUAGUUCUGGAGGACCAGCGGGAACGGUAGGAGCAGGAGUUUUCCGUCACCAGCAGCACAAUGGUACCUCGUCGAAUUCCGUCACUUCUGGUGGCGGUGGAGGUGGCGGAGGAGGAGGUACCGGCGGGAAUGGUGGAAACGGUGGUAAUGGUGGUGGCAACGGUCAAGAUCAGUACACUAAUAAAGCCAAACAGGAAGUAUACGUGAUACAGCGGAUACAGGAACUUCAAAAGGAAGGCCUGUGGAGCGAAAAGCGUCUGCCCAAGGUGCAAGAGCCACAGAGGCCGAAAGCACAUUGGGAUUAUCUGUUGGAGGAAAUGGUUUGGUUAGCUGCUGACUUUGCCCAGGAACGCAAAUGGAAAAAAGCCGCUGCGAAAAAGUGCGCCAGAAUGAUUCAGAAGCACUUCCAAGAUAGAGCUAUGGCUGCCCAAAAGGCUGAAAAAGCCCAAGAGCUACAGCUAAGGCGAAUUGCUGCGUUUGUUGCUAAAGAAAUAAAAAUAUUUUGGACAAAUGUCGAGAAACUGGUUGAGUACAAACAGCAAACCAAACUGGAUGAGAAACGCAAAAAAGCUCUCGAUCAGCAGCUCAGUUUCAUAGUGGAUCAAACCGAAAAGUACUCUCAACAGCUGGUGGAAGGCAUGAACAAAACCCCUGCUGUUACGGACCGCGGCACAAGCAAAGCGAACAGUUUGAACUCAAGCCGAAUAUCUUCACCUCAGCCGAAGAAUAACUCUGACGAAGAGUUUCGGCCUGAUAGUGAGAACUCGGAUGACGAUGAAGAAACUAUUGCAAAAGCUGAAGCGGAAGCGGUGGAAACAAACGAGGAGGUGGCAGCCUUACAAAAAGAAUCAGAGAUGGACUUGGACGAUUUCCUCAAAAAUCUUCCCAAGGAUUAUUUGCAGAAUCGUGAUAAAAUCAUACUUUCUGAACCAGCUGACAGUGAAAAAGAGAGCGAUGAUAACGAUAAGGACUUUUCUGCUGACGAAGAUAGCAUCGAUGACGAGGAUACUAUUAUGGAACAGGAAAAGCAGGAAAAGAAUGAGGACCACAAAAAAGAAAUUGACGAACUGAACGCCGAAAAUGAAAUGAGUAUAGAGGAGUUGAUGGCUAAAUAUAAACGAUUGCCAGAGCAAAAGAUGGAGGUCGAUUCCGAUGACUCGGAAUCCGCACAAGAUUCGGAAUCUGUUACCACCGAAGAGGAAUCGGAUGAAGAUGAACAUUCGUCGUCCGACGAGAAUAUGGCAACCGAGGAGCAAAAAGACGACGAAGAUGUUGGAUUGAAAAAUUUACUGGACGAUGAAAUGGCCAACAAAAGUCAAAGUGAAAAGGAUGAAAUGCUUAAUGAUGCUGCUGCCAUCGCCGAGAGUAUACAACCGAAGGGAAACACGCUAUCGUCGACCAGUGUCGUGACUCCAAUUCCGUUCCUGCUGAAGCAUACGUUAAGAGAGUACCAACACAUUGGUCUUGAUUGGUUAGUGACGAUGCACGACCGUAAGCUGAACGGGAUUCUGGCUGACGAAAUGGGUCUGGGGAAAACGAUUCAAACCAUAUCGUUGCUGGGCCAUUUAGCUUGUGUUAAAGGCAACUGGGGUCCGCAUUUGAUCAUUGUUCCUUCCUCGGUUAUGCUAAACUGGGAAAUGGAGUUCAAGAAAUGGUGUCCGGGAUUUAAGAUUCUUACGUACUAUGGUUCCCAGAAAGAGCGAAAACUUAAGCGAACGGGUUGGACAAAGGUCAAUGCGUUUCAUGUAUGCAUCACUUCGUACAAGCUGGUUAUACAAGAUCACCAGAGUUUCAGGCGGAAAAAAUGGAAAUAUCUGAUAUUGGAUGAGGCACAAAACAUUAAAAAUUUCAAAUCACAACGAUGGCAGCUUCUGUUGAACUUUCAAACGGAACAGCGUCUUUUACUAACUGGAACGCCACUGCAGAACAACCUGAUGGAACUGUGGUCGUUGAUGCACUUCCUGAUGCCACACGUUUUCCAAUCUCACAGGGAGUUUAAGGAGUGGUUCUCUAAUCCCAUGACUGGGAUGAUUGAAGGCAACUCAGAGUACAACGAGACGAUUAUCAAGCGCCUUCAUAAGGUACUACGGCCAUUCCUGUUGCGCCGGUUAAAGUCUGAGGUUGAAAAGCAGAUGCCAAAGAAGUAUGAGCAUAUUGUCAUGUGUCGGUUGUCCAAGCGACAACGAUUUCUCUAUGACGAUUUCAUGAGUCGCGCAAAAACAAAGGAAACCCUUGCCUCCGGUAACUUGCUGAGUGUGAUCAAUGUGUUGAUGCAAUUGCGAAAGGUUUGUAACCAUCCGAAUAUGUUCGAGGAACGUCCUACGAUAUCACCAUUUCGAAUGGAAGGAAUCAAUUUCCGAACUGCUUCGCUUGUUUACAAUAUGCUGAACUACGAUCCGUUCACCCAAAUUGAUUUGUCUUCCCUGAAUCUAGUGUUAGUGCGAUUAGAGCUUAUAUUAUCUGCUUACGUGGCACACAGAUCACAGCGGUUAUGUUUGCCGAAGCGAUUAAUUGAAGAGAUUGAUUCCACGCCAGAGUCCGCUCCACGCUGUCCAACAGGAAGAUUAAAACUUCACGUCCGAGUGCCCAACAUGUCGGUUCAGGAAACCAUAAGCAGCAACACGGGCGUUAGAGUUGGUACCAGUCCGGCUAUGAAGACUGAAGGAACGAGAUUUGUUCCGAUUGUAAAUUCAUCGCUAGUAGAUAGGAAACCUCUGAUUGAGGAAAUCAGAAGUACGCCUGCAACAGCGACAACGAUUCCGUUGGACGACGCCCAGUCGUCGAUUGUAAAUUUACGUAAAAAAUGUGAUAUUCUUAGUGGUAGCAGUAAUAGUAGUAAUAGUAAUCUUAGCAACAGUACUCCGAUUAACAGAGUAGGUGCUGGACAAAUAGCGCAAAUAGUCCAUACAUCUGCAGGAAGGCAAAUCAUUCUGACGACUAAUAGUAGUGGCCAAAUGCUGACGUCCAGUGGUCAACGAUUGACCGUUGUUAACCGAACGGGUAUCUCAAGUAGUGCAAACUUAACGAGGUUACCUACAGUUCCUCGUGCUGUUUUAGCACCGCAGAAUAAUCAAAGCUCGACAUCAUCCGUAGCAAAUCCAAUAUCUUCUUCGCUAGCAGCUUCCAUCGUCCAACAGCUUCAGCAUCAUUCCUAUUCAGCCACUGCCAGUCUCACUCCGGAGGAGCUGGAGCAAAAAGCACGCACCGAAUUCUAUCUUGCCAGUGUGGAAGAAUCUCGGAAAGAGCGGAGAGGGCAAAUCUUGGAACUUCUUGGACGUAUGAACCAGAAACGAUGUGAUUCAACUCCUAUGUACGGUGAAGAUUUACGGCAUUCUGUCAGUAGAAUCUGCAAUGAGAGUUACACCGAAGUUGGUUCCGUACCUGUCGUUUCGCUGGGCAACUUUUACUGUCGACAAGCACACCAAAACUCUAGCUGGAGCCUGUCAAAUGCAAUCAAGACUGUCGAACAACGAACGGAGGACUUCCGGUCGUUGCUCAAUAAUUUUGUCAUUUACGUACCUGCAGUUUGCGCACCCGUGCCAAGUCUCCAUGUUUCGCAUCCCCAUCCUUCUCGACAAAACGAAGAGCAGGAAAAUGAUGUUCAAAUUCAGUUGGCCAUAAAACCUACGCUGAAAAUAUUACAUCCGAUUAUCUCGGCAAUGAGUACGCAGUUUCCCGACCCCCGACUGAUUCAAUACGAUUGUGGCAAGCUGCAAACCUUAGAUCGAUUGCUGAAACAACUUAAGUCUGGAGGACAUCGCGUACUGAUCUUCACCCAGAUGACACGAAUGUUAGACGUGUUAGAAGCUUUUCUCAACUAUCAUGGUCAUAUCUAUCUGCGGUUGGAUGGCACAACAAAGGUUGAGCAACGGCAACUGCUGAUGGAGCGGUUUAAUGGAGACAAACGAAUGUUCGUUUUUAUCCUCUCAACGCGGUCCGGCGGGGUUGGCAUUAAUUUAACCGGAGCGGACACUGUCAUAUUCUACGAUUCCGAUUGGAAUCCCACGAUGGAUGCACAAGCUCAAGAUCGUUGCCACCGAAUAGGACAAACGAGAGACGUACAUAUUUACCGAUUAGUAAGCGAGAAAACUAUCGAAGAAAACAUCCUUAAGAAGGCCAACCAGAAACGAAUGCUUGGCGAUUUGGCAAUCGAGGGCGGAAAUUUCACGACGGCUUACUUCAAGAGUUCUACUAUUCAAGAUCUGUUUACUGUGGAUUGUGUGGAAGAAGAUGCAUCGACCAGGUUAGCUGAGGUAAUCGAACGAGAAAAAGAGCGUAAAGAACGGUUACAGUCGAGUACGAUCGCUGGUCCAUCUUCAGCCGGUAGCAAUAACCCCAAUCCCAGUGGAAGUCCCGAGGAAAGUAAAUCAGCUAUCAAUGUAUUCGAAUCUGCUCUGGCAGCAGCCGAAGAUGAUCAAGACGUACAGGCGGCGAAGUUUGCCAAGGCGGAAGCAUCGGCUGAUUUGGAAGAAUUUGACGAAAACAUCCCGAUCGACCAAGAACCACGCGAACAGCGAGAGCCCGAGAUGAGUAAAGCAGAAAAGGAAGUGCAAAAUCUGAUUAGUCAGCUAAGUCCUAUAGAGCGGUACGCGAUGCGAUUCGUUGAGGACACCGAAGGAACCUGGACUGCCGUUCGUCUCAAGGCUGUUGAAGCGGAGAUCGAACAACAGAAACGCGAAUGGGAGGCCAAUCGUUUGGCACAACUGAAGCGCGAGGAGGAAGCCGCAAGACAACAGGAAGCAGAAGAGAACGAUCUGUUGACGUUCUCCCGCGAGGAUGCCCAGAAUCAGAUUUGGAUAUCAGAUAACACGAUGGAGAAGAUGCCGAUGUGGUGUCCUCCAACUCCUCCCCAAGAUGACAAUGACAUCUAUAUUGAUUAUUCGCUUGGUUUUCUGUACGAGAGGGAUAUCAUCCCCGAAUCACAACUACCCGCAGUUUACGUGAAGAAGGAAUACAAACGUAGCCGCUCGGAGGCGGGUUUCUACCCAGACGGACGUCGUCCUGUAAAAAUUCGCAAAGAGGAUACUUACUACGCGCCACGAUCGUUGUUCGAUCGUCCAUCUCCACAGAUUGCUAAGCUACGCAAAGACUACAAACUGCAACGGUACAAGGGCAUAAUAAAACCCUUCCCGUUAGCGGGUUUGAAGCCCACCAUGCCAGUCAAGCAGCUCGUUGAGCCGGAAGGGAUGCCCGAAUGGAUGAUCCACGAGGAUAUGGCCAUGCUGAAUGUAAUACAAAAUCUUCAAGGUCUCCCAUUGAAUUUGAUGCUGGUAUCUCCGGGACACACUCCUAACUGGGAUUUGGUGGCUGAUAUUGUAAAUCAAUCAUCGCGAACUUAUCGUUUGCCAAAACAGUGCCGUUACCGCUACGAAGCAGUUAUUAUCCCACGAGAGGAAGGAAAACUUCUGGAAAGUCCCAAAAAGCAGAAGAAAAGCAAAAAUCCUCUAAAGCAAUCGCCGUCCAAGGGAUUACGGGCCAUGCGUACCGCCCAACUUUUCACUGGCGACGGAAACAACUCGUAUAUCAAACUGGCGAAACAGAAAUUCGACAACCUUAAGUUGGCAUUCAGCAAAAAAGCACCACAAGCUAAGCAGGUCAUAGCAAAUCCACAGCUUAAGAACCCCAAGCAUGCGGCAGUGCUGGUUGAGUAUGGAAUAACGAACUAUGAUGCACCACUUACGCCAGUGGAAAUUGCCACAAGGCGAGCUGAACGGAUGUCAAAAGAAAAACAGAAAAAUGCUGUUAUGAUGCAAGGACAAGAGCAACUUGUCCAACAGCAGCAACAGCAACAAGCACAACAGCAGGCUCAGCAGCAACAACAGCAACAAGCGCAAGUCCAAGUACAAGUUGCUCAACAGGUACAGGUCGCGCAGCCACAACCACAUGUUAUUCAACAGCAAGUACCACAACAGAUUCAAAUCCAGCAGCAUACACAACACGUUUCUACUGGUACACCCGGAGGGCAGGUGCAGCAGGCUACAAUCGUUGUUUGCGGUGUAGGCACCAAUACAUCUCCGACUGUAGCCACCCUAGUGCAGGCUCCGUCCAUUCAAGCGGGACGCUCGCAACCCGUGGUUAACAUUUGUCCCACCCCUAGCCAACAGCAAAUUGUUAAGGCUAUUGUAGCCAGUCAGGCAAAUCAAAAUCUCCUCACGCAACAACUAGCCGUGGCGCAGAAUAAUCCGCAGCAGCAGGUUUCCGUUGUUUUGACAACUCCAGUAACAACGAUAUCUGCAAAUUCGGUGCAAUUAUCUCAGCCACAGAUUGUUUCAAUCCAUCAAUCUUCUCCACAAAUUAUUCAAAGCAGCCCUUCAGUUACUCAAUCCUCUAAUUCAAUAGUUCAAACUUUGGCUACACAAUCACUGCCACAGGUUGUAUCGGUAGCUCAGCUGGCUACGGUUGGCACCGUCAUGACAACUGGCACGCCAAUUCAACAAUCCCAGGUCGCCACUCUUACGACGUCUGCCUUACGGGCUCAACGGAUUGUCGCCCCGCCAGGCACACUACAAGAAGUGGUUCUUCAUCAACGUUCAGGAUCGCAAAGUCCAACUGUUGUCAGUGUAAGUGGACUAGGUCAGGGUUUAACCCAGGCACAAUUGCAAACGGCCCAGUUACGGUUAUCAAUGGCAGGACAGCAAGUAUCCGGUGUUGUAGCCAAAGGAAUAUCGGUUGGCACGGUCACUAGCGCUGGCAAACCGAUCAACACGUCGCAAAUACAAUUCUAUCGACAGCAACCAAUACGACAGCAACUUAAAGUUCUUCAUCCUAGUGCUGCCGGUCAGGGAGGCACUACCACGGUACUUCAACAGGCUACCGGUCAACCGACGUUAGUCAGCCCAGCCAUCAUACAGGGAAAUAUUAUUCAAACUGGAACAGUUGGUCAGACAGUUCAAGUUCAACAGGCAGCUCAAAAAGUGUCGGUCACCUCUGUUGGCAAUGCUGCUGCAAGUGGAACUGUUACACAAACCGGCACGAUUGCUACCGUUCAGGUUGCACCUGGGCAGCAGCGAACACAGUUUAUCAAGCAAGUGGGAACGAAACAGAUGAUUACUACCAGACAGGUAACGGAGAAUGAGAUGCAACUGAUGGUGAAGCGACAGAUCAUCAGUCAGCAGCAUAAACCUCAGUUAAUACCACAGGCUCAAAUUUUUGCACCAGCAAAUCUGCAGGUCCAACAGGCAGGCACUUCGAGCCAGCAGAUUGCUACGCUUGUCAAAACCUCUAGUGGCACGGUCGCCGCAACUGGAAUGACUCUAUCUCAAGUGAAAGCCGGACAGAUUAAAACUAUUAGUAACCAAAGCCAAGUGAGGCAGCUGCAGCUUCAACAACAAAUUAUAGCAGCCCAACAAAGAAAAAGCGGUGGUAAAAUGACUCAGAUUACUCAGGUGGCUGGAAAAGCAGGUCAACCUACGCAACUUUUUGUGCAAGGUCCAAAGAACCUUCCCGCAGGAACGGUGACGGUUCAACAGAUACAGCAAGUUAUAAGACACGCACAACCGGCUUCUCUGGGAACUGGUGGCCAGAUCGUACUAGGCAAAACAAGCGUAGGAAGGGUAAUCCCAGUCUCUGUUUCCCAACAGGCGAACCAAAGACAAACGAUUCAGGUAGUGACAGCUACUUCGGCUGCACAAGCAAUUGCAGCUGGUAACAUCCGAGCCCACGUACCAACUCAAAACAUCGGAACAAUAAAGGUAGCCGCGGGUGCCACACCCGCUCAGCAGCAACAAGCCAUACUGACAGCGCUUCAGAACCAACAGAAUCAACGUCAAAACGCUAGUCCUGUUCGACUGCAAACCUCCGGUGGUUCUUUGGUCGCGGUGACUGUUCAACAAUCACAAGCCGUUGCUGCGACAGCCAGCUCUGAGCUGCAACAACAGCAAACACAACAACUAACUGUCGCCGCUGCCCAAUCGCAACAGCAAGCUCAAUCGCAAACUGCUACGCAACAGGUGUUGCAAAUUCAAGCCCAACCGCAGCAAAUCAUAACGGCAGUAUCCGGAGCGGUAGCUGACGGUACAUCAACCGUGGUGUCCGCACAGCAGCAAACGCAACUAGUAGCACAGCAGCAGCAGCAACAACAGGUGCAACAAUCAGCCGUGGUGCAGCAGCAGGUGAGCAUGAUAAAGAAGAAACAAUCCCCAAGUGGGAAGUAGGGAUUUAAAGGCUCUCUGGUAUUGUACUGCUGUGUCGUUUGUCUGUAUUACCGAGUAAUUCAUUCGCAUUGUUUGAUCAUAUGCAGGGGCGACUCGUGGCUGUUGAACCUACCUGUUUAACUAGAAGUUCUGAAAUCAGAGUUUGGGGAAGUAACUACAAUUUUAUCCGCGAAUAAAAGCAAGUAAUUCCCUUUGUUACUAUUGUUACUAUAAACUACAAAAUAAGAAAAUAAGAGCAUGAAUUUGGAUUUUAGAUUCAUUUUUUGCCUGACGUCCUCAUGUGCAUUGCACAGGUUGCACCUAUGGACGAGUCGCCCCUGAUUCAUAUGUAUUGUUCCUGUAAGCUGAGAAAAUUCAUUCUCCGUUCUAUAAUUGGAUUUAACUUAUGUUUGAGCCGAUCUACUGAAACCUUUUAAUUUUGCUAAAGUUAAAAAAAUCCUUUUUAUUUCGAACAUUAGAGCAAGACUGUUUUAUUAACGAUAUUUGUGUUAACGAAUCAGCUUGCUCAAUUUGAAUCAAGUACAUUUUUUUAUGAGCUGUUAGGUGUGUUUUAUACCAUACAUCUGAUAAGUUGUGAAGAAUUUUCCAAUGAACAUUUCCGAACACUCCCGUUUUUCCUGGAAAGAAAUUUAUUUGCAAAUUAGCCGAAGUACCAAAUUUGCAAACAUUCCGUCAAAAUCAAUUUCUAUUCCUACAUUUUCAACGUCUGUUUCAACAAAAUCCGAUGAGUUAGGGUUUUACCUGUUAGUACGCAAAGGUAAAUAAUUCCACAGGUCGAUUUCUUCACUAUUUAUAACAAAAAUUGAUAGUAUUAUUCGCGAUAUGCAAUGAAUUAUCACAUUUUUUCACGAAAUAAUUUACUAACAAGGUCACAUGACUUUUGUUUAGGGUUUACUGCUUGACCAACUUUUCAGUCCGUGAGGUUUCUUUUGGGAACUAACGCUAACGAAAAAGAAAGUUUCUUUCUGUGAAACAAAAAAGUAGCUUUUCGUGUAAAAAAUCGAAGUAUUGUGUUGUGCAAAACUCCACUGUGUAGAAAUACGACUGUUUAUUUAUGCUGUUAAUAUGAAGAAGCAGAAUUAACAUUUUGUAAUAUAUAGCAUAUACGCAACUCUAACAUAACCUUCCGAAUAAAGUGAGAUAGUAUCAGAACAA
Wyeomyia smithii (pitcher-plant mosquito) is the source of this 10869-nucleotide messenger RNA. It is a transcript of the gene dom, whose product is annotated as helicase domino. Gene Ontology annotation, molecular function: histone binding; ATP-dependent chromatin remodeler activity; ATP binding. Gene Ontology annotation, cellular component: Swr1 complex. Bases 190 to 9714 code for a protein of 3174 amino acids. NCBI's taxonomy places the organism in Eukaryota, Metazoa, Arthropoda, Insecta, Diptera, Culicidae. The record is from RefSeq and is a predicted model, not a curated record. The transcript is spliced from 19 exons.